UAGUGGCUGAGACCUGUUUCCUAAUGAUUUCAGCAUAUUCCUUAUCUUUUCCUUUGCUGUCCCUCCAUUUCCUGAACAUGACUGAAGCAUCCACAUUGGCUGGAGAAAAGCUGGGCUAAAAAUCUAUGGGAGGCACCAACCAGUCGAGUGUCACUGAGUUCUUCCUCCUGGGACUCUCCAGGCAGCCCCAGCAGCAGCAGCAGCUCCUCUUCCUGCUCUUCCUCAUCAUGUACCUGGCCACUGUGCUGGGAAACCUGCUCAUCAUCCUGGCCAUCAGCACAGACUCCCGCCUGCACACCCCCAUGUACUUCUUCCUCAGCAACCUGUCCUUUGUGGAUGUCUGCUUCUCCUCCACCACUGUCCCCAAGGUAUUGGCUAUUCACAUACUCAGAAAUCAAGCCAUUUCGUUCUCUGGGUGCCUCACACAGCUGUAUUUUCUCUGUGUGUUUGUGGACAUGGACAAUUUCCUGCUGGCUGUGAUGGCCUAUGACCGAUUUGUGGCCAUAUGCCACCCUUUACACUACACAACAAAGAUGACCCAUCAGCUCUGUGCCCUUCUUGUUGUUGGGUCCUGGGUGGUAGCCAGCUUGAAUGCUCUGUUGCACACCCUUCUCAUGGCUCGACUUUCCUUCUGUGGGGACAAUGUGAUCCCCCACUUCUUCUGUGAAGUGACUCCCCUGCUGAAACUCUCCUGCUCAGACACACAUCUCAACCAGCUCAUGAUUCUUACGGUUGCAGGGCUGAUAAUGUUAGCCCCAUUUGUUUGCAUCCUUGUGUCUUACAUCCUUAUUACUUGUGCUGUCCUGAGAGUCUCAUCCACAGGAGGAAGAUGGAAAGCCUUCUCCACUUGUGGCUCCCACCUGGCUGUGGUCUGCCUCUUCUAUGGCACCAUCAUAUCCCUGUAUUUCAAUCCCUCAUCUUCUCACUCAGCUGGGAGGGACAUGGCAGCUGCCAUGAUGUACACGGUGGUGACCCCCAUGCUGAACCCUUUCAUCUACAGCCUGAGGAACAGGGACAUGAAAGGGGCUUUAAGGAAAGUGCUUACCAUGAAAUUUCCAUCUAAGCAGUAA
Mastomys coucha (southern multimammate mouse) is the source of this 1070-nucleotide messenger RNA. Its product is annotated as olfactory receptor 1361-like. Gene Ontology annotation, cellular component: membrane. The transcript has 2 exons. The coding region runs from base 126 to 1070 and encodes 314 amino acids. NCBI's taxonomy places the organism in Eukaryota, Metazoa, Chordata, Mammalia, Rodentia, Muridae. Gene Ontology annotation, molecular function: G protein-coupled receptor activity; olfactory receptor activity. Gene Ontology annotation, biological process: G protein-coupled receptor signaling pathway. The record is from RefSeq and is a predicted model, not a curated record.